Messenger RNA from Alexandromys fortis (reed vole), 1940 nucleotides. It is a transcript of the gene CUNH2orf76, whose product is annotated as chromosome unknown C2orf76 homolog. NCBI's taxonomy places the organism in Eukaryota, Metazoa, Chordata, Mammalia, Rodentia, Cricetidae. The transcript has 8 exons. The record is from RefSeq and is a predicted model, not a curated record. The coding region runs from base 169 to 549 and encodes 126 amino acids.
CUCCAGCCCCUCCCGUACUCAAGAGGGAGUUUAUUGCGCACGCGUGGGGAGGAACCGCGGGGCACGCCGGGAGCAGAAGCCCCGGAAUUGCAGAAUUCACUACCAAGCCUGGCUCUAUAUGUGUUCUGAGGAGCUAAAGGUUCUCACACUUGAACAGUUUCUCUCCGCAUGGCUGCCAAGGAAGCAACGGUCACAGUUCGCCUCAUCCGUUCGUUUGAACAUCGAAAUUUCAGACCUGUAGUAUAUCAUGGAGUUAAUUUGGACCAAACUGUGAAGGAAUUUAUAAUUUUUCUAAAGCAAGAUGUCCCUUUGAGGACCAGCCUGCCUCCUCCACUCAGAAAUUACAAAUACGAUACACUAAAGAUUCUUCAUCAAGCUCACAAAGCAAAGACGAAUGAGCUGGUGCUGGGUUUGGAGGACGACGACACACUCCUACUGAAAGAAGACAGAACGCUGAAGGACUCGGGGAUAGCCAGUGAGACUGAAAUUGCCUUCUUCUGCGGAGAAGAUUAUGAGAGAUACAAGGCUAAUCCCACCUCGUCCUGGUGAGCACGCCGGCACACCUUCGCAUCCUGUCUUCCAAAAUUCCUGCUUAGUCAACCGUGAGAACAUCCUGUCACUUAGGGACAUGAAGUCUGAGAUAUAACAAUGAAUGAGAUUACAGAAGUUCUCAAGCAAAUGUGUUACAAGUUUCCAAAACUACAUUGGGCCCGUAAGAGAAGGCUUGAAGGGUAAAGGCGCUCGCUGCCAAGCCUGAGGACCAAGUUCAGUGCCCAGCACCACGUGGUGGAGGGAGAGAACUGACUCCCACGAGCUGUGAACAAAUACACGCAGGGAUUUAUACAAUGGUCAGUAUUGAGUUUCACUUCUACUGGAUCUCAAAUCACCAGGGAGACAGACCUCUGGGCAUGUCUGUGAGUUUCUAGAUUUGGUUAAUUAUGAGCAGAAGGCCUACUACACUAACUGUGGGCAGCGGUAGUCCCUGUGUUUAGGUCCAGGUGAGCUGAGCACCAGCAUCCAUUUCUCUGCUUCCCGACUGUGGAUGUGUUGUGAACGGCCACAUCAUGCUCCUGCGGCCAUGCCUUCCCCACCAUGAUGGACUGUGCCCUUGAAACUGUGAGCCACAAUGAGGUCUUUUCUGAUGUGUUUUUGUUGGGAAUUUUGUCACAGCAACAAGACAUAUAACUUAUGUGAUAUGCAUGUGCACAAAAGGACAUGCAGGAGGAAGCUAGGUUUGGAAAGCAAAGAUACAAAAAGUCAUAUCUCUAAUGCUUAAUUUUACUAGAAUACAUUGCAUUCAAUGUCAGCAAAAACAAAUCUAAUAUAUAUGCAACAAUUUUUUAAAAAAAGAAACCUAUCAGGUAAAUGUCAUGAACAUAUUGAACAUUUUGGUCUAUGAUGUCCCUCUGAAUUAUUUUCCCUAUAUUAAUAUUUUAAUGUUUAUCUUAUCUUGGGAAUUUUAAAUUUUACAAGUAAAAGUUAAUUCUUAGAAACCAUCUUGGAGAUGAAAAAGUAAUAUAUAUAAUUUUAUAUAUUUGCAUUUUUACUAUAUGCCUAUAGUACUACACACACACACACGUAUGUAUGUAUGUAUAUCUGUAGUCUAGGCUAGCCUCAAACUUGUUUUGUAGCCAAGGAUGAACCUGAAUUCCUGCUCUUCCUGCCCUUACUUCCGAGUGCUGGCUUUUGGGCAUGUGUCAUACCUAGUCUGAUUCUGGUGUGGGGAAUUGAGCGGAAGGCCUCGUGGAUGGUAGGCAAGCACCCUACUAACUGAGCCACAUCCCUGGCUAGAUUCCCUUAUUCUAAGGUUAGUUCUUUGCUCACCUUUCUGUACACAUUUUAAGACAUUUUCUAGACAUAUAGUUAUGUAUAUAAACUUGAUAUAGGUACACUGGCCUGUGUCUGUAGUCCCAAGUCCUCAGAGGCUGAGGUGGGUGGAG